AUGGCUCGCUUGCUGCUUUUGGUCAACUCCCUGGUCCUGUUGCUUUUCGGCAGCGACAUGUUCUUGGUGGCAGCAAACCGGCCACCGGCUCCCGUCAAUGUGUCGGUCAUGCACCUGCGGGCUGACUCGGCAACGGUUUACUGGGAGGUUCCAGAGGGAGAUAUAAUAAUUGGUUUCUCAAUCUCGCAACAGAGGCAGGAAGGACACACGCACCGACUCAUCCGGGAAGUCAACACCACCAGCCGCUCCUGUGUCCUUUGGGACCUCGAGGAGGAGACAGACUACAUCAUACAGGUGCAGUCGAUCGGCCUCUACGGGGAAAGCCAGGCCAGCACGAAGGUCCAUUUUCGCACCCUCAGGAAGACAGACCUCUUCCCCUCCAACAGCUCCAAUCAAGAUGACCCCACUGUGCAGGGCCUGGACAAGUCCCGUCACCUGCAGACAGGAGAGAUGAUCAUCAUUGUGGUGGUGUUGGUCAUGUGGGCAGCCGUUAUUGCCCUGUUCUGCCGGCAGUAUGACAUCAUCAAGGAUAACGACUCCUGCAACAAUAAGGAGAAGGCCAAGCCGUCGUCAGAAAGGAGCACGCCGGAGCACCACAGUGAAGGGCUGCUGAGGAGCAAGUUUCAUCCCUCCGUGCGGUCUAUCAACAUCAUCGAAGUGUAA
This is a messenger RNA of Pseudoliparis swirei, 663 nucleotides long. It is a transcript of the gene fndc4a, whose product is annotated as fibronectin type III domain containing 4a. The record is from RefSeq and is a predicted model, not a curated record. The transcript is spliced from 6 exons. Gene Ontology annotation, molecular function: protein binding. NCBI's taxonomy places the organism in Eukaryota, Metazoa, Chordata, Actinopteri, Perciformes, Liparidae. The coding region runs from base 1 to 663 and encodes 220 amino acids.